Molecule: messenger RNA, 2041 nt
Organism: Amoebophrya sp. A120
Lineage: Eukaryota; Dinophyceae; Syndiniales; Amoebophryaceae
Source: the annotation of a GenBank genome assembly
AGCGACAGGAAGAUCCCGUUGGUUCCCCGCGAACAACAGCUUAUUUUCAAUCCUCAGUGUAAGAAAAAGUUCUCAACUACUUACUCACCGCGCUCCUUCAGAUCCCAGCGAUAGUUAUUUGUUGUAACUUCAUAAUUGUCUCUCUCUACGACUACGCCGCCCGUAGCGACGAUUGACAGAGCACUUUUGAAAAAUACGCAAAGAUUUUGAGGCCAAGGACCCAUUCGACGUAGAUACUGAGAUUAUUCGCUUUGAUUUCUCUUUUCUAAAAGGAAGCGUAAGCGACUUUUCUCCUAUAAGUUGUAGGGCUAUCGGCCACCGCUUUAUUUCGCACUUUUUUGCUUAAUUUCUUUGUACCCACUUGCACUUCUCUCGACAAUGUCGUGCUGCAGUCAGUUGCUUCGUUGGGAGGACCCGGUCAAGACGGGCGCUGUGCUUGCUGCGGGGAACGCCGUUCUGCUCGUGCUGCAAUACAGCAUUGUGGACUUCUUCGUUUGGCUGCUCGUAUGGGCGGCGAUUCUCCUCCUCUGCGCCGGCAUCGUCGGAAAAAUGACCGGACGUAAAAAGAUUUGACUGUGUUGAAAGGACACUGUUACAAUGCAUGGCGCUCCCGAAGUAACCCGGAGCUGAUAGACACUCUUUGAAGAUGGUGAAAUUCACCUGACAUUUUUUGAGCUAUGAAUGUAUGCAUUUUGCCAUGAGUUGAAACGCAUCAUAAUGCCAUACACACACAGGUAUCGCGUUUGUACAGGAAAAAUGCUGCCUGGAACAGAUAGUGAGCAGGGAGGUCGUCGCGUCUUCCGUCGUGGAAGUAUAUGACCAGAGUGCGUCUCUUGUCGCAGUUGCAGUGCCUCUUCUCACAUGGCAAGACUGCAAGCAGUCGGGCGCCGCAUUGGCUGGACUGUACAACUUCUUCUACGAAUUUUCAUGAUGAAAGAAUGAUUUUCGAUAUCAUGUUCGCUCUUUAAUAUAUCUAGACCUCUCUGUCUGUGACGGUGUCGAUACUAGUCAUGACUUUAUUCACAACAGGUACUGCAUGCACCUCCUCCUGUCUUGGUUUGGCCUCCUGCUUUCUGUGUUUCUUGCGUGGAACAUAGCGUUCACCUACGGCAGAUUCCAAAAGGAAAUCCACGCGCAAGUCGAUCCGUUGGUGGCAAAGGGCAAGGCAGAAGUCGAGAAGCUGUGGGCAAAGGUUCCCAGAUAUGUCGAAAAGAAGGGUGAAGAGAAGAAGGAAUCAUAAUUAGUCACGAUGGCGGAUUUCAAUUCUUACCCCUUCGCAAAUUGAGGGCGCGCAUUCGCAUGUUUGCUUUCAUUCUCUCAUGGACAUGAAAACGCACCAACAUUUUUCUUGCGAUUUGAUUCCCAUAGAUCGUGGGUAAUAUCUUUCGCCAUCUAUGCUAUGCAUAACGGCCCGCAGCGCUGCGUGGUCAGUCUUUCCCCCAGCACAGCAACUGCUACAUGCUACUACAAGAAGCCCAACAUAGUCAUAGAGACGCUCUAUGUUCGCAAGGAAUGUACCCCCGCUAGUGUAACUUAGUAGGGUCAACGUUCUGUAUCUCGAAACUGAGCUCACAGAUCGAUAGGGUUCUGUUCAGCAUGGCACUUGUUCUUUCUAGUUUUGUUGUUAUCGAUUCCCUUCCCGCCCGUUGUAGUCGGAGAAAAUCGCAAUAAAGACCCACCGCACUGAUGUGAAAGUCAUUGCGUGGUCGUGGUCUUCAGAAACCAAAUCAUUUUCAAUAGCACUAGCGAAUACCCCAGUCUUGUGUUUGAGAAUGGAGCGCCUUUCAAACGACAGAAAAAACAAUUCCGAUCGGAAUUUUCCAAACUUUUUCAUGAUCUACAAAUUGUGUUUUUCAAAUCAUAUCAGGGGUUUUGAACUCAAAGGAAACUACGAGUAAGACAAAGAACAAAGAGAGCAGGAGAGAGAGACAUUGGCAGAAGUGCAGACAAGUUCGGGUCGUCAUCAUCAACACAAACUCAUGGUCUCGUCGUUUUGAUUUUUCCCUCUGGGACGGUUUUUUUUUUCGUCCGUGUUUAGCAU